This is a messenger RNA of Mauremys mutica (yellowpond turtle), 2311 nucleotides long. RefSeq names its product T-cell immunoglobulin and mucin domain-containing protein 4-like. NCBI's taxonomy places the organism in Eukaryota, Metazoa, Chordata, Testudines, Geoemydidae. The record is from RefSeq and is a predicted model, not a curated record. The transcript is spliced from 9 exons. The coding region runs from base 459 to 1604 and encodes 381 amino acids.
AUAUGUGACCUGGCUAGAGUUUUGAGGAGGGAUUUGAAUCAGGUGAGGAAGUGCCUUGCUGAACAGGUUUUGAGAGGCCCUCCAGGCAUGGAGAAUGCCCUGGAAGAAGCGUGGAGGCAGAAGGAGGAAAUGAGGGGAUCAUCAAACAGGAGGCAGCAUUGGCCCAAUGUAGGGGACCGGGAAACUCAGAAAGAGACAAGGUCAGAGGCAUAGACUGGGCUGAGGAGUCGUGAAUGCAAGGACAGGGAGCUCUGUUCUUCAUACCCUGUGCAAAGGGGAGCUGGUGGAAGGACUUGAAGAGGAGGGAUACUUCCUACUGGAGAAGAGGAGGUUGCAGUAUGUAAAGCCUAAAAAAAGAGAAAUUACACUACAGCCAGGCUCACUCAGCAUUUCUGAAAAGUGUACGGGCUGGUCCUCUGUCAGUUCUGAUACAUUCCUGGAGUUUCUAAUCAGCCUAAAUGGCCCAUUCCCUGUUGCUUCGCUGGAUCGUGCUACAGCUGUAUAUAGCACACGGUGUGUCUGACACGACAGUGAGAGCGAAGGUGGGGCAGUCCGUCAAGCUACCCUGCACCUACAGCGUUAGACAAGAGCGUGACCUCAAUGUCAUGUGCUGGGGCCGGGGGAUCUGUCCGUCAUCUAAAUGCAGCAGUGAAAUUGUUCGCACUGAUGGGCAGAAAGUGAUAUCUAAACAGUCUGGCAGAUACCAACUACAGGGUCCUAUCACCAGAGGGGAUGUGUCUCUGACUAUAAGCAAUGUGAACCACGAAGACAGAGGGGCAUACUGUUGCCGCAUAGAGAUCCCUGGAUGGUUCAACGAUAUGAAACGAAACCUGUAUUUGCAGGUUUACAGAGCACACACUACUCCCAAAAAGACAACCACAACUGCCCUCCCAACACCCACAACUCCGCCCCUGAUAACCAGUAUUACACUCCCAACAUCCACUACUCCCGCAACGACAACCACAACUGCACUCCCAACAACCUUUCCUUCCCUGACAACCAUUUUUCAGACAGCUUCUGUGUGCACUGAAGAUGAUGAUUUCAAUUUUUUCACAACAGAACAUGUUCUCCCUACUGCAGAAUCACCAACUACAGUUCUGAUCUCCGAGAGGACUGAAAAUGUUGAUUCUGCUUUCAUUACAGAAGGUGGUGUCCUCAGUACAGGGACAGGUCCCCCGGUUACAGUCCAGACAGUCCCUGAGGUGAGUGAAGUGAAUGCUAUUUCUGACGCUACAUUUCCCUUGACACCUGCAGGAGGCUCGGUGAAAGAGGGACUCGAUGAAGAGACUUCAACAGAUUCAAAACUCUGGUCAGAGGAAAGUGUAGAUAAUCCAACACAGCACCUACAGAAUGAAAUUCCAACAGUAACCAUCAGUGUGGUAGUGACAGUCAUUCUUCUCUUCACAUUCCUGCUCGUAGUGUUUUUGACAUAUAAACGCUCGGGGAAGUAUCGGCUGCUUAUGAGAAAAAGCUCAGACUUAUCUGGAGAACAAAUUCCCAAUGGAGUGGAAGAAGAGAAUACCCUUUUCACUCUGCAGCAGAUACCUGACAGCCAUUCAGUAUCACAGGGAACAUGUCACGAUCCUGUGGAAUCCAGCAUCUAAAUGAGGCUCUUUCAUGCUAGGCUGGAAAAUAAGGAUUAAUUCCUUGCUAACCCUGGAAAUAAUGAUGGGUACAAACCAAAACCCAGAUCCAAACACCUGAACUGUGGGGAGUUUAAAACCUAGAAGCAGAUUUUACUCAAAGGUUUUUAGGCAUCUAACUUCCAGGGGAUCCCCUGAGGAUCUGGGCCUUUUCCUCUAGAGCCAUGUUUAAAACUUCUGGAUAAAGUGGCCUCUAUUAGAAGAUAUUUUACCCAUCGCUUGCAUCUCAGAAUUCUUAGUCUCUUAAACCCCAACCCUGGAACUGCUUGCUUAUGAGUAACUUCAAAGCACAUGAGUAAUCUUGCUGAAGUCAACUGGACUACACAUAUCCUUAGGAUCUGAGCCUUAUUUACUAAUAACAGCAGGGGCGCUGAAACAAUUUGUAUCGUGAGGGUGCUCAGAGCCAUUGAACCAAACUGUAAACCCUGUAUGUGAUGGAAACCACUUGAAGCCAGGGGGUGCUGUAUUACCGCUGGAAUAGAUUUUACCUUUCCCUAUAUUCUCCUAACCCGACUGCCUGAAUACAUGCUGUGGCAUGAGCAAUAAUAAAGAGAAGAACUAACCUGGAUGAUUAAUAGUUUUGCAAUGUCAAAAACCCAAAACAUUAACUCUCAUUCCUUUUGCAGAAUCAAAGAAAAAUUAAGAGAUGAGGUGGCUCAUGGUCUAAA